Molecule: messenger RNA, 831 nt
Organism: Echinococcus granulosus
Lineage: Eukaryota; Metazoa; Platyhelminthes; Cestoda; Cyclophyllidea; Taeniidae
Exons: 6
Coding region: 1-831 (276 amino acids)
Molecular function (GO): protein binding
Source: RefSeq, a predicted model, not a curated record
AUGCCAAAAUCAAACCGCUGGAAGGAGUACCCAUUGCCAUCUAAUUGGGAGGAGCGAUAUGAUCCAAGCACAAAAUUAAAUUAUUUUGUUGACCAUGCAAAAAAGCGAGCCUCAUGGACGGAUCCACGGACUUGGUAUUAUGACAAUGAUGUGACCUCAACGGGUGGCGAAACCAACCUGCGGGAGAAUAACAAUGAGGCCCUUUCUGACAGACGUUUUUUGGUGUACGUAGCUACGAACCGAAACAUGAUCAGUUACAACGAAGACGUAAAUCCUCAUCAACCUCUCGAAAAAGUAAUGCAAGCGCUUUCCCCUACCGCUACUUCUGCACACGUAUCCUGCCAGCUGCGGCACCAUUCCUCCCACCGUGUCGCAACCGCGAACCCGGGAUCGAUAAAGGAUGAUGCUACGCUGGGCGAAGUUGUUGUCGGAGAAAGGGUACCGAAACACGAGGUGGUGAAACAGUCCACACCUGUUCCUGAGACUAGGGAGUUGUGUCUGGCUCCCUUGCACGUGGGGUCUGCUCCAGCACAAGAUGAUGUCAAGGGAACUCGGGGUUUAAAAACAUUCCAUUCCAAAGGCGAUGGUAACCCCGAACGUAUUUGUGAAGUGCUCGAACAUUGUCGGCUGAGCAAGCCAAACAAAGCGGUUAUCCUAAGCAGUCUAUUGAUUCGGGCAAAAGGUCCCGAUCAGAGUCUCCUCUGUCGACGGAUUCCCGCCAGAGGUCCCGACCCCAGUCUCGGUAGGGGCCCCAAUCCUUCGCUGGUCCGCGGUCCCAACCCUGCCCUAUUGAGGAAAAAUCAGCCCCAAGCCCUUUCCUCCGCUCCAUGA